Messenger RNA from Podarcis lilfordi (Lilford's wall lizard), 6581 nucleotides. The record is from the annotation of a GenBank genome assembly. NCBI's taxonomy places the organism in Eukaryota, Metazoa, Chordata, Lepidosauria, Squamata, Lacertidae.
AUCGUGACUCAGCCCAAAAACUUCUGACCCAGCCCAGGAAAAGCGCUUGCCCACGUGCGCGUGUGAUUCCUUCGGAGGGGACGCUUCCAUUGGGGACUGCAUGGGGGGGGAACGGGCGUCGGGAUCCUGCGGGGAUCCCUUGCUCUCUCGCAAGCGCGGCAUCGGGGAUCGGGUUCACAAGGCGUCGUGCGGCCCAGGCAAGUGGGGGGGGGUGUCUGUGGCUCCUCCGCCUGCCUCUUUCCCUUCCUCUCUCUCUCGUCCACCCCCGCGGCCCAGCGGUGGUGCGAUCCGGUGCAAACCAAACGGACGGCGUUAUAUGAGCCCCGGGAUGUGGGGAGUCAGAUCGCGAGCUUGGAGGGCGCUGCUGGGGGCGGAUCUGGGAAGGCGGAGGCGCAUCGGGGCCGAAAACGUCGCCAGCAUGGCAAGCGAAGGCGGCGCAGGGCGCAGCAUCCAUUCGGACAACAUCGCCGCGGUCCACGAGGUGCCCAUGAAGGUGAUCAUCAGACCCAUCGCUCCUGUGUUGGAGGAAGGCAAGGUGGAGAGCCUCAUGAAGACGAUCCAGGUACGGCUUCAGGCAAAAAGCACACACACAGAGAGAGAGAGAAUCAGGGGUCAACCUGAUCUUCUUUUUUUAAUUUUUUUAAAAUAAUAUUUAUUACUUUUCUCUUUUUUUUUAGAUGAUAUUUAUUAAAAUUUCAAAAGAAAAAGAUUACAUUGAUAAGAAAAAUAACAAUAGAAAAAAGAAAAAUACAAAGUACAAAAAAAACACAAUUAAAAACAAUUCCAUCUUUUCAUCACUUCUCUUACAUUUACUUGUUUCCCGGACCUCCUCAUACCUCCCUUUUUUGUAUUCCAAUUCAAUUUGUUAGUCCAGCAAUUCCUUUCCCUCCUUUUUAAUCCUGAUCUUUAAUCUUAAUAUAUUAUAGCAUUAAGUUUUUACGUAUUGAAAACCAAUUUUUCCAUAUUCUUUUAUACCAUUACAGCUAGAAACCACUUAACUUCAAUCCAACAUCAUUCUAACAUUCAUUAAUUUUACAAUAUUUCUGUAAGUAGUCUUUAAAUUUCUUCCAAUCUUCUUCCACCGACUCUUCACCCUGGCCUCGGAUUCUGCCAGUCAUUUCCGCCAAUUCCAUGUAGUCCAUCAUUUUCAUCUGCCAUUCCUCCAGUGUGGGUAGAUCUUGUGUCUUCCAAUGCUUUGCAAUAAGUAUUCUUGCUGCUGUUGUAGCAUACAUAAAGAAAGUUCUGUCCUUCUUUAACACCGAUUGGCCGACUUUGCCCAGGAGAAAGGCCUCUGGUUUCUUCGAUAAGGUAUAUUUAAAUACCUUUUUUAAUUCAUUAUAAAUCAUCUCCCAGAAAACCUUAAUCCUUGGGCACGUCCACCAAAGGUGAAAGAAUGUACCUUCAGUUUCUUUGCAUUUCCAACAUUUAUUAUCAGGCAAAUGGUAGAUUUUUGCAAGCUUGACUGGGGUUAUGUACCACCUGUAUAUCAUUUUCAUAAUAUUCUCUCUUAAGGCAUUACAUGCCGUAAACUUCAUACCUGUGGUCCACAACUGUUCCCUGUCAGCCAUCAUUAUGUUAUGUCCAACGUCUUGUGCCCAUUUAAUCAUAGCAGAUUUCACCGUUUCAUCCUGAGUAUUCCAUUUCAGCAGCAAGUUAUACAUCUUUGACAAAAUCUUAGUUUUGGAUUCUAACAAUUCUGUUACUUUUCCAACAAUUUAAACACUACAAAAACAAUACAAUACAAUACAAAAACACUACAUAACACUAACACAUUAAGCUAACAAAACAAAAACAGUUUAAAAUAAAUCAAACAAUUUCAAUAUCUUAUCUUUCAUUCACUUAUUUCCACGACCUCCUCACACCUCCCUUUUUGUAUUCCACUUCUGUUAAUUGUUUCAGCAAUUCCUUUCCAUCUUCCUCUGUUUUCUAUCCUAUAAUUAUCUUAACACAUUCUAACCUUAUUUUUUCCUUUAAUACUCUGUUAAUCUAUUUAUACGUAAUUCCUUGUAACGUUUCUACUAAAGCCAUAUAACUUCAUUCCAACAUUUUUCUAACAUUCUGAUCUUCGCACGUGUCGCAGUGCCGGAUUUACUACAGUGGUACCUGGGGUCAGCGGCAUAGCGUGGGUUGUCAGCACCCGGGGCAAGGCAAGUAAUUUGCGCCCCCUAACCCGGGGCAAGGCAAGUAAUUUGCGCCCCCUAACCCAGGGCAAGGCAAGUAAUUUGCGCCCCCUAACCCAGGGCAAGGCAAGUAAUUUGUGCCCCCUAACCCCUAACCUGCCGCCACUGCCAGCUUCUUCUUGCUGCUGCCUGGGCUGGUCUGGUGUGGUUCUCACCCGCGCUCAGCGCUGCGCUGGGCGGCCGCUGCACUGUCCCUCCCCCAGAUAGUCCCUCGCUCUCUCUCCGCACCACAGGCCUGGCACCCACCCCCUCCACAGUGGGCGGCGACCCAGCGGCUCGGAUCGGAUUCGCACAGCCAGCACUGCAGUGAGAGAGAGUGAGUGAGCCAGGUAGGGGCAGAGAGCUGCGAGUGCGAGCGCGCCCCCCCAGAUGUUGCGCCCGGUGCGGCCGGCCCCCCCUGCACCCCCACGCUACGCCACUGCCUGGGGUUACAGACGCUUCAGGUUACAGACGCUUCAAGUUACAGACUCUGCUCACCCAGAAAUAGUACCUCAGGUUACGAACUUUGCUUCAGGGUGAGAACAGAAAUCGUGCUUCGGUGGCACGGCGGCAGCUAAAGUGGUACCUAAGGUUAAGAACUGUUUCAGGUUAAGAACGGACCUCCAGAACGAAUUAAGUGCUUGACCCGAGGUACCGCUGUAUUGCCAGGUCAAAAGUUAUGAAUUCAGUACUAUAAUAUGGACUUGAAACCGGUUUUGGACGAUAUAUUGCCCAGCCGUAACACACCUUGUGGUUGGUACACCACCAGUGAUCUAAUGAGUUUCAUUCAGGAAAUCCAUGGCAUGUCAGUGGGUUUGUUCUUGAAGAUGGGAUACGGCCUAUCCAUCAUACUGGGUAUUACUUUCAAUUGCCUUUUAAUUGCCUUUUUCACUGCUUUCUUUAUUUCUUACAUUGUUUUUUACCGUCUUACAAUUUGAACCGUGUGGAAUGCAAUACAGUGGUACCUUGGGUUACAUACGCUUCAGGUUACAUACACUUCAGGUUACAGACUCCGCUAACCCAAAAAUAGUGCUUCAGGUUAAGAACUUUGCUUCAGGAUGAGAACAGAAAUCGUGCUCCGGCGGCGCAGCAGCAGUGGAAGGCCCCAUUAGCUAAAGUGGUACUUCAGGUUAAGAACGGACACCCAGAACGAAUUAAGUUCUUAAUCCGAGGUACCACUAUAUAAGCUAAAGUAUGGUUACUAGAUAUUUUUUUUCAUUGAAUCAGGACACCUUUUUUUUUUUUUUUUUUUUUUUUUUUUGAAGCUGAGUAGCAGCAGGGAGUCAGUAGCAUAGCUGUCAACUUUUCCCUUUUCUUGCGAGGAAUCCUAUUCGGAAUAAGGGAAUUUCCCUUAAAAAAAAGGGGGGAAGUUGACAGCUAUGGUCAGUAGUGGGGAUGGUGAGGCAAAAGACCCUGGGCUCAAGGACACAUGCAUAUUGUAUAAAGGUGCAAAGCCCUUUUUUUGCACCCUGUGAAACAUAAAUGCACAAUUCUUUAAAAAACUGGGCAAUGGUGUGCCGCCUGCCCGUGACUCCGGAGCCUUCCCCGAUCUCCUUCCCCUUCCCCCUUUGUUUUGGCAGAUCAGGGGAGGCUCGGGAGUCACGGGCGGGCAGCCGUUGCCCAGGAGGGGCCAGACUGGUAGUACAGUUGGCUCUGGCUUGCUUCAGGAGCUGCUCACUGCCAUGGCGCAGGAAAAACGGUGGGCGCCACGGCAGCGAGCAGCAAGCAGCUCCUGAAGCCAGCCAGAGCCAACUGCGGUAACAGGCUGGCUCCCUGCUGCUGAGGCUGCCGCUGCCACGUUUCCCGGGGACAAAUUUGCAAAUCCGGGACUGUCCCCGGAAGCCAGGGACAUCUGGUAACCCUAAGCUAAACAAGCUAUAGCUUAGGGCAGGCACAGGCAAACUUGGCCCUCCAGAUGUUUUGGGACUACAACUCCCAUGAUCCCUAGCUAACAGGACCAGUGGUCAGGGAUGAUGGGAAUUGUAGUCCCAAAACAUCUGGAGGGCCGAGUUUGCCUAUGUCUGGCUUAGGGCCCCACUCUCUUGGGGGCCCCAAAAAAAUUUAAAGGGAAAAAACUGAGUGUACAUUUCCAAAAUAUAAGAUAAAUUCAACAAUUACUUUGAUAAAAUACAUAUAUUGUUAUGUGCAAAUGGCUUUAGAGACCUAUUAGGUCCAUAAGUUACCAUAUAUAUUCAACACAAAAAACAGCUGUUGACAAAGGACAACUGGACAUAUAAAGGGCCCCAUUACCUUCAGUAGCUAUGGGCCUCAUCAAACCUAAAUCUGGCCCUGCACGUGUGGUCAUAAAAUUGUAGAGUUGGAAGGAAACCAAGGGUCAUCUAGUCCAAACCUCCCCUGCAAUGCAGAAAUCAGGCACGUGGAACGGACAUUCCUGGGAGCUGAUAGCUCAAUUGGGAGAGCAUGAGAUUUAAUCUCAGAGACUACUGCCAUGCACACUACGUGGGGCUACCUUUGAAGGUGACCCAGAAACUGCAACUAAUCCAGAAUGCGGCAGCUAGACUGGUGACUGGGAGCGGCCACUGAGACCAUAGAAGACCGGUCCUGAAAGACCUACACUGGCUCCCAGUACGUUUCCGAGCACAAUUCAAAGUGUUGGUGCUGACCUUGAAAGCCCUAAAUGGCCUCGGUCCAGUAUACCUGAAGGAGCAUCUCCACCCCCAUCGUUCAACCCGGACACUGAGGUCCAGUGCCAAGGGCCUUCUGGCAGUUCCCUCACUGCAAGAAGCCAAGUUACAGGGAACCAGGCAGAGGGCCUUCUCAGUGGUGGCACCCGCCCUGUGGAACUCCCUCCCACCAGAUGCCAAGGAAAUAAACAACUAUCUAACUUUUAGAAGACAUCUGAAGGCAAUUCUCCCUGUCAUCAUGUCCGUCUGUAGAUAUUCUAUCAUUUGGAGCUGCCACUCAUUUAUCGUAGGUGUUUUGUCACUUUUCCAGUUCUUUGCGAUAAAGAUCCUGGCUGCUACUGUUGCACACAUAAAAAGUGGUCUAUUUUCUUUUUUGAUUUCUGGUGACGUUAUUCCUAGGAGAAAGGUUUCAUGUUUAUUCUUAAAUGAAAACUGAAAUAAAUUUUUUGGGGGUGGGGGGGGAUUCCAAGGUUUGUGUCCAGGGUUUAAGGAGCUUCUGCUUCUCUCCUUACCUCCACCCUCUGCCUGUUUGCUUUGCAUGCCUCCUCCAGCAGCACAGGAGCGCACCGCAGCCCCCCCUUCCCCUGACGGCUCAGGGUAGGCGGGAGUCAUGGGCGGCCAGCACGCUGAAUGUCACCCCCCUCAGUGAUGACACCCAGGGCAGUCUGCACCCACCUUGCUCCGCCCCUGAAGACAGCUUCCUUUUUAAAAUAAUUUACCUUAUUUAUGAAUCACCCUUUACUUUUUUUAAAAAAAAUAUUUAAUCAUUUUUUCAGUACAAACAACAACCACAAAAGACACAUACAGUGGUACCUCGGGCUACAGACGCUUCAGGUUACAGACUCCCCUAACCCAGAAAUAGUGCUUCAGGUUAAGAACUUUGCUUCAGGAUGAGAACAGAAAUCGUUCUCCGGCGGCGUGGCAACAGCGGGAGACCCCAUUAGCUAAAGUGGUGCUUCAGGUUAAGAACAGUUUCAGGUUAAGAUCGGACCUCCGGAACGAAUUAAGUACUUAACCCGAGGUACCACUGUACAACAAAAACCGUAAUAACAUUAAUAACACAAUUUGACAUUUCAGAUUUGAAUACACUGAUAUACCUAUGAGUACACCUUUUAAAAAUUAUUUACCUUCUUUAUGAAUCACCCUUUACUCCAUCUCUUACCCUCCUAGGAAGAAGCUGACCAUGUGCCCCCGAUAGAUGUCCUCUGGAUCAAAGGCCGAGAAGGGGGCGACUACUUCUACUCCUUUGGAGGGUGCCACCGUUACGCAGCCUACAAGCGCCUGGGCAAAGAGACCAUCCCAGCUAAAAUCAUCCGCUCCACCAUCAGCGACUUGCGCACUUACCUCGGUUCCUCCCUGCCUGAUUUGCGGUAGGGAUGCUCUGGGGACCAAGCGGUCCUCAGGAGGGGAGAGUUGAUCUUGUGUUCGAAUCCUGCUUGCGGCUUUCCCACAGGCCUCGGGUUGGCCCCUGCGAGAACAGGAUGCUGGACUAGACGGGCCGUUGGCCUCAUCCUGCCACUCUCUUCUUGCGUUCCUCAAGGAGAUGAGCUUUGCUCUCAGGAUGGCAGGCUUCCGAUAAGGAGACUGUUGAAUCGCAACAGAAACAGAGACUGUUUUUUACCUCAGGUAAUUUCUCCUCCUGGCUUUAGUCAUCUGGCUUUUGUAUAUUUUUUUAAAAAAACAUUUUUUAUAUCGUAAAACACUUUUUAUGGACUUUUCACAAUAGGCUUUGGAAAGAUUGAAGAGAAGCCUAUAAAUGAAUAAAGGAAAAUGUAUC